Messenger RNA from Nicotiana tabacum (common tobacco), 741 nucleotides. RefSeq lists its product as uncharacterized. NCBI's taxonomy places the organism in Eukaryota, Viridiplantae, Streptophyta, Magnoliopsida, Solanales, Solanaceae. The record is from RefSeq and is a predicted model, not a curated record.
AUGGAGAAACCAUGCAAGUCAAAGAAGAAAACAAUCUUCAAGUUGUUACCAAAAGCAGCUGCAGCUGCUGUUUUUAUAUUACAAAAUGCACAUGCACCUUUUAGUCCAAGUAGAGAACAGAGAUUAGCCACAGAUCAUCAUCAUAAAAAUCAUCAUUAUAAAGGAUAUGCUGGUCCCAUCAUAUCAGUAAUCCCAGCAGAUCAAUCCGGAAGAAAUAAAUCAGAACCAAGUUCACCAAAAGUUUCAUGCAUUGGCCAAAUCAAACGCAACAAGAAGAAGAUGUUGAAUUGCAGCAGCAGUAAAAAUCUGCAAAAAUAUCAUGUUAAGAAGAAAUCAGUGUCCAGUUUUGGAAAUAUAUUUGCUGGUAAAUCAUCAAAAUUACUUCCAGGGAGGAAAUCUGAUGUUUCAGCUGAUAAUAUUAUUGCUAAGCUUCCUGAUAGAGCACCUUGUUUGAGUCAAAUGAAAAGGUUUGCUAGUGGAAGGGAACCUUUGACCAACUUUGACUGGAGAUCAACACAAAUUACACCAGAAGAUCAUGAUCUUAAGUAUUAUACAGAUGAUGAAGACAGAGGAUACAGUGAGGAUGAAGAAGAUGAAUUAAACACUGGUUUUUCUGCUCCAAUAAUAUUAGGUAGAUGCAGAACAAAUAUUACUUUGGAGCCAAGGAAAGAAAUUAAUAUAUGGAAAAGGAGAACCAUGAAUCAACCUAGGCCUCUUCAAUUGAAUACCGUUGUUGGCUAA